This is a messenger RNA of Eriocheir sinensis (Chinese mitten crab), 3588 nucleotides long. RefSeq names its product putative phosphatidate phosphatase. The record is from RefSeq and is a predicted model, not a curated record. Gene Ontology annotation, molecular function: phosphatidate phosphatase activity. Gene Ontology annotation, biological process: phospholipid metabolic process; phospholipid dephosphorylation; signal transduction. The transcript has 6 exons. NCBI's taxonomy places the organism in Eukaryota, Metazoa, Arthropoda, Malacostraca, Decapoda, Varunidae. Bases 99 to 1016 code for a protein of 305 amino acids.
CCGCCGUAGCCACUGGGAAGCAAUCCGUCCGCCUCAGUCAGGGAACAGACGGCCGGGCGGGGAGGUGUGCGUGUUUUGGCUCCGGAUAUUUUUCAUUUAUGUCUAUGAUGGAGGCCAAAUAUGUGGUGCGCGUGGUGACGGACUUCAUGCUGCUGCUGACAGUGGGAGGCUGCAUAUUUGUGGUGAAGAAAGUGUGGUCCCCCUUUGAACGGGGUAUGUUUUGCAAUGACAAGUCAAUAAGCUACCCCUUUACUGAUCACGAGACCAUAUCAGACACGGUACUCCUGCUUUUUGGGGUGGCCAUGCCUGCGGUCCUGAUGAUCCUGCUGGAAGGAUGGCGAGCAAAGCACAACCCGGUUGGAAAGCCAGUCCGCGUCUGCAACCGGCACGCCCCCUCGUGGAUGUGGGCGUGUUACACCACCAUCGGGGUGUUCCUGUUUGGCUGCGCCUGUUCCCAGCUCACCACAGACAUCGCCAAGUACUCUGUGGGGCGCCUCAGACCACACUUCGUCAGCAUCUGCAAGCCAGACUGGUCAAAGAUUGACUGUAACCAGACCUACGUUGACCCCAUCCCGUGCACCUCCGAGGACUCCCACAGACUGAAGGAGGCCCGGCUGUCCUUCCCCUCCGGCCACGCCUCCUUCUCGGCCUUCACCAUGGUGUACCUCGUGAUCUACCUCCAGAUGCGGUUCAGGUUCAAGUCUCCGAGGCUGCUCCGUCCCUUCCUGCAGUUUGUGUUCCUCAUGAUGACCUUCUACACAUGUCUCUCCCGCAUCUCAGACUACAAACACCACUGGUCCGACGUCCUCUUUGGCUUCUUCCUCGGAACCACUGUGGCCAUCCUGAUCGCACGGUUUGUGUCUGACCUGUUCUGCUCACCCCCCCCAGCAUCACAGCACAAGCAGGGCCUCCCCUUGUACCUGCAGGGCUGCGGGGCAGCAGAGGGCGACAGCGAGACCAACAACACUGUCAACACUGUCCGCUCUCAGACUGCCGUUGGCACUGUCAGCGAGUGAGUGUGCAAGGAGCAAGCCAGCCAGUCAGUCAGGCUGCUGGGUCUGAAGCAGCAUUGUGGGUCACAUGAUCUGGUAGCUACUUAGUAAUUUCGUUCUUCCAUUAAUGUAUUUGCCAAGGAGGCACAUGUCCUAACAGCAAAGCUGUUGUAAAGCCUGCCAGUAAUGGUGACCACACUUCCACUGCACUAGAGUGGGAAGGUUCUGGCACAAAUCAUAAUGUGAUAACCCCUUUUUAACUUAAAUCCCUACAUAGUCAUGUACACUCCCUGCCUGGGUGAGUUCUGCUCUUCAUUUUAGCCUCAUAGAUAAGUUGUUUUAGGAAUAUUCAUAUUUUACAAUUAUUUUUUUAAGCAAUAGUUAGUGCUCUUUCUGUCAAGAAAGGUGAUAAUGAUAGUAGGUUAGGUGACUUCAUUGUAUCACUGCCUAUUACAGCUCACCAGACUAGACUGAAAUUUUAGGCAAUUAACACUGCACAGUAGCACCAGUGUAGGUGAGAGAUAUGCAUAGCAUUUAAAGGUAGGCUAAAAUGUUGAUAACCAAAGACUGUGGGCAUCUUGAGGUGGCUUGUAGUUGCAUGGCAGUAACUAUUGUUUGGAACACACCUUAGUAUUGGAGUCCAGCAGUCCGUUGACGACUUGUUCCUCUCGCACGCCACCGAGGCUGGCAGGCGUGUCCUCGCCCUCCACCAGGGCAGGACUCGGGAGGUGAAAUCUUCAUAGCUGGAAAUUCAAAUUCCAUUUUAGUAUUUUCCAUAAUGUACAGUACAAAAAUAGCAUAAAGAAUCUUGCUCAUCUAGGAAACAUUCUAGCUUACCUUUACAAGGGUGGUCCUGUUCUGUCACUUCCAUACCCUCAGGUCUCUCAAAUGUUUAACCAUUUUAUUAACAAGACUUUUAGGUAUUUAUAACUUUAUGGAGACUACAUAUUUGUUUAUGUAUGAAACCCAAUCUUCCUACCAAUGGCAUCUCAUUGUUUUAGGGUGAAACCUAACAUGCAUUUCAUACUUUUAUUGUUAAUACAUUUUCAUACUAGAUAAGGAUAGGUAUUAUUUUAACAAGAGGCAUUACUGUUGCAAUUGACUGUAUUACAAUUCUUUUUUAAAACAAUAGUAUAAGAAAUUUAGAGAAGUUAAAUCAAAAGAAAUACCUCUAAGCAGUGGUGUUGAAUUAAAAGUUUAAAUGUAAAUUAUUUUUUAGCAAAUUGUAAUUAAACAUUUAACACCUUCACUACGGCUGGGCCAAAACAGCGCCCCGUGCUGUAUCCGGGAUUGCCACGCGCGCCAAAUUUCAAAUGUUGCUAUUGAAUAUAACAAGUUUUCAGCCAUAAACUCAACAUAAUCAUCAUGUAUUAUAUAUGUAAACAUGCAGAAUUAAAUGGUGCACAUAAAGAAACUCCCUACGGCCGGGCCAAAACAGCGCCCCGCGCCGUAUCUGGGAUCGCCGCCCGUGCCAUAUUUCAAAUGUCACUAUUGAAUAUAACAAGUUUUCAGCUAUAAACUCAACACAAUCAUCAUGUAUUAUAUAUGAAAACAUGCAGAAUUAAAUGGUGCACAUAAAGAAACAAAUUAAUUGAUAAUUUUGAGAUAUAAGCAUAAAUAUAUAGAUAAAAUACCUCAUAUAUUGGCUAAAGCGAGCCAGGACGCAGUAUGCACAUCCUCGGAUAUGGUACGGGGCAUGCAAGAACGCAGUAUAUGCGUCCUCAUGUUGAAGGGGUUAAGUAUAUACAGUAAUCACUCAUGUAUAUGAACUCACAGCAGCUAAACCUUGAUAUUAAAGCUAAAUCAUCAUAAUACAUAACAUUAAAAGCUGGGAUGACUGGAAAAGACUUGAAAUUGGCAUGGCUGCCAGGCUGGUGGAGUACUCAGGCUGGGGCAGGCACGAUGCCUUUCCUUGCCCCUUGUUAGCAGCUGUUUUCAGUACCUGCCGUGUCCAGCUGCUUUGUGCACUCGACCUGCCUUGAGCCAGAUCACUUCAGAUACACGAGUGAAUACUGUGUCCUGCCUCCCUGCCAUGGCCAUGGGUACUGCUGCAGGAGGGGCCUUCAGGGGACACCAGUGAUUGACUUUGAAGCAGAAUUUUAUUUUGAAAAAUUACAGCUACUGAACACCUUAAUUGUUCUCGCUCAUAAAAAAAUAGUUUUUAGUUGUUCAUCGGAAGGUAAUAAAAGCAUAAUAGAGGCAUUAUGUUUGGAAAUUACUUAUCUUAAAAUUAAUUUCUCUGUAAUGUUGGAAAAGUUUUAGAGCAUCUUUUAAUAUAUCUGAGCUUGAUCCCUGUGACUGGCUCUGUGCUGCUUGGCUCACCGCUCGGCCCGCGGGUCAGCCUUCCUCUCCUGCCUCCCAUCGCCACUUUCUUCACUCUUCUAACAGUGGCAGUUACGUUACCUCAAUACCUUGGUCAGUUCAUGUUUUGCUAUUUAUGUUGAAUCAUGAAAACUUUAUUUUUUUUUACAAAGAGAUGAGCUGUACAUUAAGAUCACACGAAGUAAUUAUGCUUAUCACUUGAAAAUAAUAUUUUCAUUCCUUACUUCAUGGCAAACUUUAUUGCAAGAAAUCAUAAAUAAAAUAGUAAACAAUA